This is a messenger RNA of Sinocyclocheilus anshuiensis, 2728 nucleotides long. RefSeq names its product phospholipase A2 group III (gene pla2g3). The record is from RefSeq and is a predicted model, not a curated record. Gene Ontology annotation, biological process: arachidonate secretion; phospholipid metabolic process. The transcript is spliced from 7 exons. Gene Ontology annotation, molecular function: A2-type glycerophospholipase activity. Bases 169 to 1740 code for a protein of 523 amino acids. Lineage: Eukaryota; Metazoa; Chordata; Actinopteri; Cypriniformes; Cyprinidae.
UGCAAGGAAGAUCCCACAUAUGGAGUAUAAAUAAGGCGGGGUUGAGGCACGCUCUUUGCCAGAGAUGAGGGGUUAAAAACCCAGUUACCCUGUAGCACCUCUGGCUAUUCAUUCAUUCAUUCUAAAAAUACACAAAAUUGCUGUACAAUUAUUAAUUUUGCCAUAAAAAUGCAAAGCAAACACCUUUUACAGGCAGUUCUGUACCUUUUCAUGCUGUUUCAUGCUUGUUUCAGUGCUGAUAAGUUCUGCAUUUGGACUAGAUCCGCUUCAGAUGGGCAAACACGGUAUGCAUUUCUCCGAAGGACUCAGACGUCUCUUCUCUUGUAUGACAGCAUCUGGAACAAAAACAACAGCCUUUUUAGCUGCUUAACAAGUGAUGAGCAAUCUGUGAUUGAGAGUUACCUGUCCAGGUGCUGGGAAGACAGUUCUUUCUCAAAGACCCUUGAUGAACGCUUUGACAUCAGGGAGCUGAUUGAACCUCACGGCCCCUGUGAGGCUGCAGGCAUUACGGAGGAAUUUACAGCAUCUGUACGGAGGGCCAGGGACCUGAGGAGCGUUGAGUCUGAUGGAUUUGAGCGCCAGGACAGUGGAGAAAGUUCCAGACAGACGCUGCACCGCUCAAAGCGAGCAUGGAUGAUUCCAGGGACUCUGUGGUGUGGCUCAGGAAAUAAGGCUAUGGCCUUUGUUGACCUGGGUGUCUUUGAAGAUACGGAUAAAUGCUGCAGAGAACACGACCACUGUAAAGACACCAUCGCCUCUUUUUCAUACGACCACGGUGUCUUCAACACGAACAUCUUCACUUUAUCACACUGUGACUGUGACAACAGGUUCCGCCGCUGUCUCCUGGGUGUUAAUAAUACUAUGUCCAACCUUGUGGGCUACGGAUACUUCAACGUGCUAAAGAUGCGCUGCUUUGAGUUCUCUCAGCAGAUGCAGUGCGCCAAGAGAACGUGGUGGGGCAUGUGUGCAAUUUAUGAACUUGCUCAAUACGCUGUGGUGAAAGAUGGAGCAAACUACACCGACACACUCCCUGAACAAGACAUGGAGAUGCUGGAAACGAGUUUUCACCAAGCGAUCACUCUGGGACAAAACCAGGUCACCAAAAACACAGAAGAAUCACUUACUAUACAAGAUUCCAGGAGCAACAGUGAAGAACCGAGUCCAGUUUCGACAUCCCCAGAGCCAUCUGUUACAACACUGCAGUCCCGCAAAUCUGAAGCUUCCGUUCUUCCAACAGACGCACCAAAGAUAACAGACAGACCACAAAAAGGCAAGUUUGAGAUGUGUGAGCUCUACAGAGACCUGGAUUCAUGCCAUCUACAGAUCCCUGCUUUACAGGAGAAAUUCGGUCUACAAAACCCUGGCAUGAGAACCCUUUACCACUGUAACUGUACUGCCAGGCUCGUCCAAAAGAUCUUGUCCAAGGAACUGGAUGAAACUGACCCUGUGCAUUCGCUUUUGAUGGAUCUCGUUUCACAAUCCUGCUUCACCCUGCCACAGUCUGAGAACUGUCUCAAUGGACAAAGUUGCUCAACUCAUCCACCAGAAGCACAGCUCAUCCAAAACUGGAGGAAAGACAUGACAGGAGGGCGACAUCUAGUGGACUUCAAGCGCAAACUCAAGAGGAUGAACCCUAAACGCUCCAAGAGGAAAGACUCUCCAGUCAGAUUAUAUAAGAAAUGCAUCAGGAUGCACACUAAACUGCAGAGACCUCGAGUUGCUGAACGGAAACGCUCAUAAAGUCCGUUUCAACUCAACAAAGCAGCAAAAAACUUGCAAUGGGAAAACAAUAGCAAUACAAAUGCUCUUAUGAAACAGCUUAUGUAGCCUACAUUAAGAGUCAAUGGGGGAAAACUCACAAGUCAUAACCUGACACAAAUCUACAUUUUGGUAUAAGAAAUCUGUGGUGAAACAUUAUUGUGAACAUAUUUUUAUUGCGAAAAGGUUAAAUUUAGCCUAAUGUAAUAGGUCAGAGUGUUACAGUUACCUCAUUAUGGGGUAAUAUGGUACAAAUAGUUUUAGCUGCAAGAAAUAAUGUGCAUUUAAAGCCAACUUCUAAGUGCCAUAUAUAUUGUAAUUAUUUGAAAUUGAUAUCCAGCCACAUAUUUCAAUGAAAUAAUGCAUCGUAAACAUUCAAAAGUCAUUUACUUUCAUAACUAUUUUUACAAUUGCCCCCACCCUCACAGCCACGAUAAGACUCGUGAGCUAGCGAUAGACUCUUUCAUUCAUGUUAAACUUUACCCCACAAUCUAGAGAUAAACUACUAGAUAUCUACUACUAGUUAAAUGACCCAAAAUCAUUUUCAUACCUCAAAAUCUGUGUUCCGUUAUAUUUUUGUUUUUCUCCUGAGUCGCAAUUCCCGCUUCUUCUCCUCAGGUAAAACGGGAUGCAAUUGCGCAUGCGCUGAAAAUAUCAGUAACGUUACUCCUAAGAACUGACUUUGUUACGAUAUGUUUUGGUCUCUACUACCUAAUAUUGCUACCUAAUAUCUGAAUUGAUGUAACAAGCGAGUGUUGUAAAUGUAUGUAAAAUUGUAAAUAACAUGUAAAUAAAUUUUAAUAACUUUAUGCGAGUCUGACUUUGAUCAUGUUCAGGUCCAGAUGCCAGUAUACACUUAUAAAGUUCUACUAGCUCAUUGUUUUUAUUUGUUUGGUUGUAAAUGGUGAAUUAAAUGGUAAAUUAUUAUAUAUAUUGGUACAUUUAUAUGUUAAUCAGUCAGAACCACGGU